UCCUGAUUUAUGUCUCUGUGGUUGUUUGUUUACUUUAGUUGGUGUUUGUGCCUCUUUGUAGUUGUUUUGUGUCUCUUUGUAGCCGUUUUGUGUCUGUAGUUUUGCGUCUGUUUGCAGUUGUUUGCAUCUCUUUGUAGUCAUUUUGUGUCUGUAGUUUUGCAUCUGUUUGCAGUUGUUUGCAUCUCUUUGUAGUCAUUUUGUGUCUGUAGUUUUGCAUCUGUUUGCAGUUGUUUGCAUCUCUGUGGUCAUUUUGUGUCUCUUUGUAGCCAUUUGUGUCUGUAGUUUUGUGUCUCUUUGUAGUCAUUAGCAUCUCUUUGUACUCAAUUUGUGGUCGUUUUGCGUCUCUUUCUAGUCGUUUUGUGUCUGUUUGUGGUUGUUUUGUGUCUCUGUGUUUGUUUAGUUUCUUUUGGGGGGUUGCUUGUGGUAAAUCAGUUAGAGAGCAUUAUUUAUUGAUUUCACGUUCAGAUUUUAUAAUAUUGUCCCUCAAACCCUGUCCUCGCACUCAAAUAGCCUCUGCUCGCAUUCAGAUACCAUGUUGUCGCUUGAAUUUUUUUGUGUAACAACCCUGUCAAAAUCCCCCAACCAAUAGAACACCAGGUUUAUGGUUGACCAAUGAAAUGAUCCCUGCCUCCUUGCAGGUGCGCUCGCUUUAGUUUUAGAGCGUCCCGUCUGGGCGGGUACUCUUUAACCGGGUUCAUCCACUCCCGCCCUCCACGGCUUUAUUAAAUCCAUAUUUGUCAUCACUUUACAUGUGUGUGUGUAUUCAUGCUGUGGUUGUUUUGUGUCUCUUGGUCGUCAUCUGUGGUCUUGUUUACUUUGGUGGUUGUUCGCAUCACGUUGUCUCUGCGUUUUUUUGUUUUCUUUUGUAGUUGUUUCUCGUUCUUUGUGGUUGUUUUGAGUCUUGUUGCAGUCGUGUGCGUCCUCUAGCGUCUCUGUGUGUCUGAGUCUGGAACCUUUCGCUCUGUAGCUUUGACUGAAUGUCUGAACUCUUCCUGGAUGGGCUGUGAUGAGCCGUGCGUCGAUAUUCGUGUUCCCUCACACUGACCUUCAGUAACUGCACUGACUUUAUAUUCAGCGCCACCAUCAGGUCGACAUGCUAACGUGUCCAACGCUGUGGUGUACGACCUGCAGGCCUGAUGACACUCAGUGUUUACUGAGAGUGGGAGCGUGGCCUCACCUCGCUGAUGAUGCGAUGAUGUGAUGAUGGUGGUGGAUGAGAGGCGCUGUGUUGGAGCAUUUAUCUCAGUGCAGCAGAAUAAAGCGUCAGUGUUUUGUCCUGGAACGACCCAGAGACAAAGAGCGCUCACACACAAACAAUCGGCCUCAGUCUGCAGAGAAACAAAGAGCAGAGGAGACACAAGACACAGACGGCAGCUCCAAACACAGCGGCUGCAUUCAAACGCCGUCAUCACACCACGCUCAUUAACUAUUCAUUUCAAGUCGCCGCUCACUCCACUUCCUUCACACACCAUCUUCAUCUCACACACAGAAAAUACAUGAAACCAAAUCAUCAUGGAUUCAAUAUGGAAACAAACAUCAGCUGUCUGAGGUCACAGAGGUCAAAGGUCACUCACUUAAUAAUGACAUAUAUUUAAACUUUAACGUGCUUCAACAUGAAUAUUUAAAUAUUCUUAUUUAAGCUGUUUCCAUGAUGUCCUAUUUUUCUUUAACCAGUGAAAUCAUCAUCAUCAUCAUCAUCAUCAGACCACCCUCAUUAAAUAUUCAUUCAUAUCAGACCUUGAGUCCACGUCUUUUUCUUCAACCAGUGAAAUGUAAAAUUUCAAAGCUGGUUUACUUCAUACAGUGAAGUCAUUUAGUGACUGCCAACAUUUAUCUUUAUUUUGUGUCUUUGUGGUUGUUUUGUGUCUCUUCGAGGUUGUUUUCUGUCUCUUUGUGGUUGUUUUGUGUCUCUUUGAGGUUGUUUUCUGUCUCUUUGAGGUUGUUUUGUGUCUCUUUGUGGUUGUUUUCCAUCUCUUUGAGGUUGUUUUGUGUCUCUUUGUGGUUGUUCUGUGUGUCUUUGUGGUUGUUUUCCGUCUCUUUGAGGUUGUUUUCUGUCUCUUUGAGGUUGUUUUCUGUCUCUUUGUGGUUGUUCUGUGUGUCUUUGUGGUUGUUUUCCGUCUCUUUGAUGUUGUUUUCUGUCUCUUCGAGGUUGUUUUCUGUCUCUUUGUGGUUGUUUUCCGUCUCUUUAAAGGUUUUUUUCCGUCUCUUUGAGGUUGUUUUCUGUCUCUUUGUGGUUGUUUUCCAUCUCUUUGUGGUUGUUUUCUGUCUCUUUGUGGUUGUUUUCCGUCUUUUUAAAGGUUUUUUUCCGUCUCUUUGAGGUUUUUUUUAUGUCUCUUUGUGGUUGUUUUCCGUCUUUUUAUAGGUUUUUUUCCGUCUCUUUGAGUUUUUUUUUUAUGUCUCUUUGUGGUUGUUUUGUGUCUCUUGUUGACGGCUUAUGUCUCUGUGGUCCUACAGUGUACCUUUGAGGUUGUUUUGUGUAUAUUUGCAUAAACGUUUCUGGGUUUAAACAACGUAAAUACUGGAACACAAAACAAAAUAAUGUGUUAAAUAUGUUUUGUAGAAUAAACAUGGAAACAGCAUCAGUUGUCUGAGGUCACAGAGGUCAAAGGUCAGUCAGACAAUAAUAACAUAUUUAACUUGUUUCAUUGUGAAUAUUUAAUACUAACAACAUUUUCAGGGCUCAACAUAUGAUUCAUCUAAACUGUUUCCUUGAGGUCGUCUUUUUGUUCCCAGUGAAAUGUUAAUGUAAAUAUUUCUUCAGCUUGCUGACGUCAUGCAGUGAAGUAGUGACUCUACUUAUCUUUAUUUGAUACUGUGAUCUUUAUUAAUGUCUCUUGCUAACAGCCUCCACAUGUUGGAAAUAUUAUUAUUAUUGUUAUUAUUAUUGAAAGCUCCACACUGUCUCUUUUUUUCUUUAAUGACUGGAGGUUUAAUUUUAAUUUCACGACAUUUAAAGUGAGGGCAGAGGUGAUCAAGCUGCUCUCAGAGGAAAGCCGAGUUCAGCCGGUGAUGUCGAAACUGUGCCGGCAGCUGAUUGGUCCACAGACAGCAGCUUGACUUUGUGUCUCUGACAGAGGAAACUCCGACAGGCUGAGGAUUGAAACUCGUCAUGGAUCUGGACAGCAUCGAGGGACUGAAUGAAAUCCGCCCGUCCAUCUACAGAGUGGCCAUGAAGCUCCUGUCUCUGCAGAGACUCUGUCACCUGGACGUGGUGACCGUUCGACACAUCACGGCAGCCCUCCACUCACAGCAGGAAGUGGAGCUGAACCGGCAGGAAGUGACCCAGACUCUGGACAGGAUGUUCCACAGUGUGUCACAGGACGUUCCGGGUCAUGUGACAGUGGCGGCUCCAGAGGAGACGUGCAGUCUGUUGUUCAAACUCAACGACCGGACUCAGUCUGGUUUCAUAUCAGCGGUGUCUCUUCAAACGUCUCUCAUCGCUCUGUCAGCUGAAACUCUGUUGGGAAAAUACAGAGCUGUGGUCCGUGUUGCCGGGGACGGUUCAGGAUCCGUCAGCAGGUCUGGAGUCAGGUCUGUGCUGCAGGACCUCAGCCAGGUCCCUGCGGCGGUGCAGGAGGAGGGAGUGUUUGGUGAAGUGGAGGCGGCAGUGAGGUCGUGUUUUAACGGGGUGCUGACCCCAAAGGCCACUGAAGAACACAUGUUGGCGUGGCUGCAAAGUGAGCCACGCCUGUUGCUAUGGUUACCCACUCUGUAUCGCCUGUCCGUCAGUCAGAGCGUCAGUCACACUGUCCGCUGCCACACCUGCAAGACCCUGCCCAUCACGGGACUCAGGUAUCGCUGCAUGAAGUGUGUGAACGUCCACCUGUGUCAGAGCUGCUUCCUGACGGACAGACAAACGAGGAAACACAAGACUUACCACCCAGUGCUUGAGUUCUGCACACAGCCCACCUGGAAGGAGUCUUUUUCCUCGUUAGUGCACAGCGCUCGACACGCCCUGUUGCCACGGCAAUACACUCAGAGAGAGGUCGACAGGAGGAGGGUCCUGAUGUGGGCGGAGCCAGGUCAGACUCAGGACAGUGCUCCGCUCCCCUCUGAUGCCUCAACACGACUGGCUGCCUCAGCCGUCAGUCACGGUCAGGUGCGACCUCCUACCUGCUCGUUUUCAUCCAAAGCUCUGCAGACUGACGAGGAGACGCCGACUCAGGAGCUGAAGGCGUCUGCUCUGCUCACUGAGGUCAGAAACCUGCAGAGAGACAAAUGGCUGAUGGAGCAGCAGCUGCAGGCGUGGAGGCUCACCGUCCAAUCAGAGCAGAGCAUCCUGGAGGACAGGUGCUCCGAGAUGGAGGUUACCAUGGAAACGCUGAGAGAACACAACCUCCGUCUGCAGAGCACGCUCACACAGGCUCUGAACAAGAUGGAGGCCCAGGAACGCACGGACAACCCACCACAGAGCCUUGACCAGGAGAACAUGGAGAACACGGAGAGCGCAAACUUUACACCAACUUCUGACACAGAGAUAAACACAGAAGAGGAAGAUGAAGUGCUGCUGAAGACUGAAGACGAGUGGAGCGAAGAACUACAAACUCCAUCCCCCACAAUUCACCAGGACACACUUCUGUCACAUGACACCAACUGUGAGGAAGAGGAGGAGUGCGCAGGUGGCUGGUUUCUCUGUCAUCCUUUAGUACAACAGGACAGAGCGGAGGAGGCGGAGCCACAGGAGGAGGACACCGGUCUGUCUGAAGAGGAAGAGGAGGCUUGUGGGAUGUGUAGUCCAGAGGAGCUACUGCAGGAGACUGUAGAGAGACUGAAGACUGUGAUGGAGACAGACAGAUGGAGACAGAGACAGACAGGUGAGAGCAGCAGGGUGGAGCUUCUAGAGGCUGCAGACCAGGUGGGAGACUCGAUACACCACCUGGUGGACGCUGUCAGAACUGACACACACUGACAACUUCGUAUUCCUGUUACAAAAAGCUGUUUAUUGUUGA
This is a messenger RNA of Epinephelus fuscoguttatus (brown-marbled grouper), 4949 nucleotides long. It is a transcript of the gene dytn, whose product is annotated as dystrotelin. The record is from RefSeq and is a predicted model, not a curated record. The transcript has 17 exons. Gene Ontology annotation, biological process: synaptic signaling. The coding region runs from base 3110 to 4909 and encodes 599 amino acids. Gene Ontology annotation, molecular function: zinc ion binding. Lineage: Eukaryota; Metazoa; Chordata; Actinopteri; Perciformes; Serranidae. Gene Ontology annotation, cellular component: plasma membrane.